Messenger RNA from Medicago truncatula (barrel medic), 1042 nucleotides. RefSeq names its product DNA oxidative demethylase ALKBH2. The transcript has 4 exons. Bases 60 to 830 code for a protein of 256 amino acids. Gene Ontology annotation, molecular function: broad specificity oxidative DNA demethylase activity; cytosine C-5 DNA demethylase activity; ferrous iron binding. Gene Ontology annotation, biological process: DNA alkylation repair. NCBI's taxonomy places the organism in Eukaryota, Viridiplantae, Streptophyta, Magnoliopsida, Fabales, Fabaceae. The record is from RefSeq and is a predicted model, not a curated record.
GAGAAAUAAUAUUUAAUUUUGAUCUCAUAAGAAGAAGAAGUAAUGAACAUUCUACUACAAUGGCAUCAUCGUCAUCAUCAUCAUCAUCAUCAUCAAUGAGCACCUUGAAGCUAAAGGCGGUGUCAGAACCAAACCCUAACGAAACCGCAAAGAAAUCUGAGACUAUUGAUCUCGGAAAUGGAAGCGACGUCGUAUUCAUUCAGAGAUUAAUACCUUCAGAACAAUCAUGGAAAUGGUUCAAUUACCUCGAUAAACACAUCCCAUGGACCAGACCCACUAUUCGUGUCUUCGGUAAAUCUUUCCUUCAGCCUCGAGACACAUGUUAUGUGGCAACUUCGGGAUUGACUGAGUUGAGUUACAGCGGAUAUCAGCCGCAUGCAUAUUCAUGGGAUGAUUAUCCACCUCUUAAAGAUAUCUUGGAUGCUGUACAUAAAGCUCUACCUGGAAGUAGUUUUAACAGCUUACUCUUGAAUAGGUAUAAGGGUGGUGAUGACUAUGUUGGUUGGCAUGCUGAUGAUGAGAAGCUUUAUGGACCAACUCCUGAAAUUGCUUCUCUUUCUCUCGGAUGUGAUCGCGACUUCGUUUUGAAGAAGAAACCAUCUAAAAAACCCCACGGUAUGGUUCCUUCUGUAACUAGAGAUGGAAGUGACGAGCCUGCAAGCAAGCGAUUAAAGAAGAGUAGCAAUUCUGAUCAACAUACUUUUAGACUUAAGCAUGGUUCCCUUUUGGUGAUGAGAGGCUACACCCAACGAGAUUGGAUUCACUCUGUACCAAAGCGUGCAAAAGCGGAAGCAACACGCAUUAAUCUUACCUUUAGGCGAGUUUUUUGAUUUGUUUGGGACAAAGGCGGGUUUUUUGGAAGAUGUUCAUGCAUUGUUGUAAUCUGCAUCUUGCAUUCUAGGUGAAAUAUCUUGUUUCUGUGACAGGUUAAUAUGAAAAUUAAUUAUGAUGUUGUAGGACUUUCUAACAUGAAUUUGACUCUAGUCUAGAAAUGUCAUACCUCAUAAUGUCAUCCGUUUUCAUACCAAGUUUUAGUUUGUUA